Messenger RNA from Pimephales promelas (fathead minnow), 4360 nucleotides. RefSeq names its product zDHHC palmitoyltransferase 8b (gene zdhhc8b). Gene Ontology annotation, molecular function: palmitoyltransferase activity. Lineage: Eukaryota; Metazoa; Chordata; Actinopteri; Cypriniformes; Leuciscidae. Gene Ontology annotation, biological process: protein palmitoylation. The record is from RefSeq and is a predicted model, not a curated record.
AUCAACUCCACCCAGUGUGUGAUUUCUCCUUCAUUUAUCAAAAGCCCUAUAUCUCUUUCUACGCUGCUUAUUCAAUCCUCAAGAACGACGCGUAAAGGCCCAACUGAUGGAGCGCGCGUGUGUCAGUCGCCUCCUCUAUUUGCGUAGCGGAGGCUCCACCUCAAGCAUUGCAGUGACCUCAGCAGUGGGCUGAAUUGAGCUGGGUGGGAUUUUUAGGCUCGUAUUCCCGAUCGCGUAUUCUAGGCACGAUUUAACGGUGUGUGUGUGACGGAGCGAAUAAGCGUUUAGCCGGCUCGCGCUGAACGGUGCAGGAUUUGUGUUUGUGUUUGCGUGCAUCUAACGAUAGGGAUCAAAUAAACAAGGAAUGUGGGAUUUACAGAAUGCCCAACAGCGUUGGAAAAAGAUUUAAACCCACCAAAUACAUCCCGGUGUCCACUGCCGCCACUCUUCUGGUGGGAUCCACUACUUUAUUCUUCGUUUUCACGUGCCCGUGGUUAACCAAGGCCAUCUCCCCUCUUGUGCCUCUAUACAAUGGCAUCAUCUUCCUCUUUGUGUUGGCUAACUUCAGCAUGGCCACCUUCAUGGACCCUGGAGUCUUUCCCAGAGCGGAUGAGGACGAAGACAAAGACGACGAUUUCCGAGCUCCGCUUUAUAAAAACGUGGAGAUAAAGGGAAUCCAGGUGCGGAUGAAGUGGUGUGCCACGUGCCACUUCUACAGACCUCCGCGCUGCUCACACUGCAGCGUGUGUGACAACUGUGUGGAGGACUUUGACCACCACUGCCCAUGGGUGAACAACUGCAUUGGUCGGAGGAAUUAUCGCUAUUUCUUCUUGUUCCUGCUGUCUCUAAGUGCUCACAUGGUGGGCGUAUUUUCCUUUGGCCUGCUGUUCGUGUUACACCACCUUGAGACUCUGAGUGCACUCCACACAACUGUGACUCUUGUGGUUAUGUGUGUGACUGGCCUGUUCUUCAUCCCUGUUAUGGGCCUCACUGGGUUUCACAUGGUUCUUGUAGUCAGAGGACGGACCACAAACGAACAGGUGACAGGAAAGUUCAGAGGAGGAGUGAAUCCAUUCACUCGGGGUUGCUGUGGCAACGUGAAACACGUCUUAUGCAGUCCGCUUGCUCCUAGGUAUAUCGCUGAUCCCAGGAAGAAAAUUCCUAUCGCUUUAAAACCACCAUUCCUCCGCCCUGACCUCUCUAACCGACACGUCACUGUAAAAGUCAGUGAUAAUGGUAUCCAUAGUAACAUCCUACGAAGCAAAUCUAAGACUAGUCUGGAUGGUGUGGAUGAUAAAAGUAUAGAUACACAGCCACCUCUGCCACCAAAAGCAGAUCGCUACAACCAGCUCAAGACUCAACUCACCUCCAGCGAAGAGAGUUCCCUGUCCAGCAAACCCACCAAUCCAUCCACCCCAGCCAUGUACAAAUACAGACCUUCCUUCGGCACCAUUCCUAAAGUGCACUAUCACGCAACCGGAGAGAAGAUUGUAAUGUCCGAGAAUGGCAAGCCCUCUGCAGUUUUGGAGGAUCGAGGUCACGAUUACCGUUCAGAGCCAAAUCUGGAUCUGCCAGACUACCGAAGCACUCCCCUCCACCGAACGUACCAGUCUUCCCCUUUCCAGCUGGACUCUUUCAGCACGACGUCUCGCUCCUUCAGCCUCAAACAGGGAGUGAACAGGGCCGACCGUGUGCCACUGGGGGGCAGCAAACCAGAAACGGUCACUUCCACCCCUCACAAAGGAGUCUUCUCUCCUGGGACGUUAUCUGGCCGCAAUGGCAGCCUGUCCUACGAUAGCUUGCUAACCCCCAGUUUGACACCAUCUCUGGGCGAAUGCGCGGCCCACCCGGGAGUGCCCUCUAUGGGUUUCCAUUCCCCCUACUUGCCCUCUAAAAUGUGCCACGCGCGAGGGCCCGAGCUUCAACGACACGUCGGUGCCCCGUCCUACAGCCCCGUGCACGUAGGAGCGAUGUACGGCCGGCAGUCACCACACCCGAGAGAUCGAGACCGAGAUCCCUCGCCAGUCCGCUACGACAACCUCUCCAAAACCAUCAUGGCCUCCAUCCAGGAGAGGAAGGAGUUCGAGGAGAGGGAGAAACUCAUGCUUCGGCACGCUCAAGCCCCGGUGGCCUAUGCCAACGAUUCAGGCGUGUUUGACACCUGCAGUGGAGCCGCCUACGGACUCCCACCCGGGACGUGUUACCCCGACAGUCCCAGAGGCCCCGGACCCCGAGAGCCCAGCAGCUCUCGGGACACCUUGAUGGGAUACGCUCCCCGAACCCCUGUUCUGCGCUCCUCUGCAUCCUCGCUCACCAGAGCACCGAGGACUUCAACUACGUCCCUGCACACAGAUGGAGGCGGCGCGAGCAGGACAGCCGAACACCAAUAUCGCUCUCCGGUGCACCAUACGCAUCACUCUCCGACCGCUGUGCCCCGUUCCCCAUUAUACGCACAUCAGAAGGUCGCCUUCAUUAACGCCCUGGAGAGGGCGGACUCACCACGUCUGGGUACAAGAGAGGACCUCGGUCCAGGUAAAGUCAACGGGCAACUAAAGGGCCAAGCACGUGACUGCCAUCUAGGGACUCCUUCUGGAACUCCCAGCAGACACACCAAUGUCAAAAAGGUCACAGGAGUGGGUGGAACUACAUAUGAGAUUUCUGUUUGACGGACAGCUUGAGAGCCACUGCCUGUGAGGAAAAGCACUGCCAUGGCAACACCACCUCCACUUGUGCUCAAGAGAACAAGUUUCUCUUUCUUUUCCCAGUUUUAUGAAAUAAUACUCACCGAUCAGGAGACGCGCAGUAUCUGGGGCAGGUCUUUGGGGAGAAGAUUUUACAUUGGCCUUUUCUUUGUUAACAGACUUUCCAUGUGUAAAAUAAAUCAGGAGCCGCUUAAGAACCAUGUAUGUUUUUUUAAAGUGUCAGCCGUCAGAGGACAUAAAUCGCACACACAACAGAAAAUACUGGCUUCAAAUGGAAUUUAAAAAAAGUCUAUUUACCAUUAAGGGCUGAAUAUGUACAAUGUCAGUUCAGUUGUUUGUAUAUAAAAGGUCAAAGGUCACUUAUUGAAUGCAAAUGUGCUCAGUACGCUGAUCUUUCACACACUUGAAUGUGAGUGUAUAUGUACAUGCACAUGCCAGUAACUUCAUUACUACUAUAUUUUUGUCAUUUUACUGAUCUAAUAAUCAGGGCUUCAUCUCAAAUGCAUUUCUCUGUUAAAAAGAUAGUUUACCUAAAAAUGAAAACCAAUGUUCUUUUAAAUAUCUCAAAGAAACUUGUGGAUGGUGAGUAAAUGAUGACAGAAUUUCAUUUUGGGUGAGCUAUCAGGUUCAAACAAACCAUAACAGCACUUGGGUACUUAACAACCUACAACAAGUUUUAUUUUUCAAAUAUGGUGGUCAUUUACACUUUUUACUAAUGUAAAACUAUAAGCUGCCAUAGAAAUAAACAUACACUUGUAUAUGUAAUAUAAAAUUAAAAAAAAAUUUAAAGUUUCAUAUGGUGGAUACUGGGCAUUAUCGCCAGUGUUAAAACUUUCUUUCAAACUUUGUUUUUCUUUAUAAAAAGUAUUUUGCAGUGGCAGAGAUAUGAAUAUGUUAACAGAAACACACCACUGUGUAUUAGCAGUACAGGCCACAUGUUAAAGCCAUAUUCUAACAUUUUACAGUUAUGAUUUUCAUCAACAUACAUUUGAAAAAUACUCCUUCCUUUGUUACAUAAAGGACUUAAGGAGUUGAAGAUGAAUUAAACCGUUGUAUUGAAAGUAAGAUCUGCAAUAUCCACGUUUUUUUAUAUAUUUCAUUACCAUUUCCCUUUACAUGUAAUAGAUUAGAAAAACAUGAAAAAUCAUGGCUACAUCCCAAAUAUUUUUCCCUUUCUUUUAUUUUUAUAAUGUUUGUGUUUUUUUAAAACCCAACUUUCAAUGGUUUGGUAUAUUUCACUUUUUAUACAGAUAUUCAAAGGGGUGUUUGUAAUUUUUGAGUGGAUUUUUCAUCUUUUUCUGCAUAUUUUAUAAUUUAUUUGUACAAAUUAGUUGCCAUUUUGAUUAGUUGAAAGUAGCACUUUCUGUUAAGAUUCUUUUUUCUUCAAUGAACGAAUGUUAUUAUAGGAUGUCUUAGGAAAUGAUCUUCAGGAAAGUUACAGUUAAGAUGCUUGUUUCUAAAUGCUGGAUCCAUUUGAGAGAGUUAAGAAAAAAAAACUGUCAUUACGACAUGACACAUAUACGUAGUCGUUCAAAAGUUUAGGGUUUAUGGGUUUUUUCACCGAGGACAUUAAAUUGAUCCUAAAUAUUUCACAAUAUUACUGUUUUUGCUGUAUUUUUGUUCAAAUAAAUGCAGCAUUGCUUAGCAUAAGACAUUUC